AUGGAGAAUGUAGCUACAGCUUCCCGUGGUUUCGUCUGGACGGACGAGGAGGUGGAAUUGCUCCUCCGUGUAACGCUGGAGUACAAGACGACUAAAUGCCAGGAGAACGUCGACUGGGAGUCUUGCCAGUCUAAAUACAAAGACAUAUACGAGGACUUUGUAAGACAAUAUCCCCAGGGCAGACAAGACGAGUUCCCCCACAGCAACGGGGAGAUCACGUCCAAGGCACAAAUCACAUCCAAAUUGAAGGCUGUUCGGACGAAGUACAGAAAAGCGGUGGACACGGGGAAGCGAAGUGGCCAAGGACGUGUUGUGUUCAUAUUCUUCGAGCUGUGCCAACAAGUUUGGGGAGGGUCACCGGCCACUGAGACCAUCGCAGCGAAGCUGGAUGGUCACAGGAGAGAGAAGUUGAAGAGAAAACUGGACUCUGAUUCGUUUGUGGAAGAGGACCUCCGUAUCAAACGGAGAAUGUUGGAGUUGGCCGAGGUGGCAGAGAUUAACAGUAAACUGCAAAUGGCUGAGCUAACAAGCGAGAUGAGGAAGUUACAUGGCUCCAUUUCUGAAGGGUUGUCGAUAUUGAGACAGUUAACCCCACAGUCGCAGUUCAACUCGCCAUAUCCUCAUGGACAACUUGCCUAUGCAGAUGUGCACAGACUGCCCAGUGGGUUCAGUCCUCAUGGCUUCUCCACACCUGGCCCCAUGCACCAUCCCUCUGCAGUUUCCACCCCUAGACUCUCACCUUCCUUCCACAAUCCACAACAGGGACAAGGACCGUCGUAUCGGCGCAUGCUGAUGCGCGAGGACACAAUUGAGGAGCUGGACUUCACUUAUUAG
This is a messenger RNA of Knipowitschia caucasica, 834 nucleotides long. The record is from the annotation of a GenBank genome assembly. NCBI's taxonomy places the organism in Eukaryota, Metazoa, Chordata, Actinopteri, Gobiiformes, Gobiidae.